UCAGAGGAGUCAGUGGUGCGUCCUCGCGCUCCAACAGCUCGGACUUCUGGAGAUAUAAGCCAGGAGGAGGAGCAGUCAAAGUUUCCCAGAGAAGGAAAAAGUCUGUGAGUCUACGAGAAGAGAACCUUUAAGAUCUUCAACGUUGGGUAAAGCGGAAUAUCGCGCGUUGUUGUUGGCAUGGAAUGACACCUUCCCGACAGAAGCUUGGAAAAACACGAUGGCAGCCCGUUUUCUGAAGUGGAUCAGCCUCACCUCUGUGCUCUGCCUGUGCUGCUGUGUUCUGGCGGAAAAGAAAGUAUGCCAAGGCAUCACCAACCGUUUAAACCUUCUGGGCUCCAAAGAGGACCACUACCUGAACAUGGUGAAGACCUACAGCAACUGCACUGUGGUCCUGGAGAACCUGGAGAUCACUUACAUGGAGGAACACCGUGACCUGUCCUUCCUCAGGUCUAUUGAAGAAGUGGGCGGUUACGUCCUGAUUGCCCUCAACACAGCAUCCAAGAUUCCUCUGGAGAACCUGCGCAUCAUUCGAGGUCAUUCUCUCUAUGAAGCAAAGUUUGCCCUUGCUGUAUUUGCCAAUCUUGACAAACCUACAGGUCAGGCCACCAGUGAGCUUCUUCUCACCAGCCUGACAGAAAUUCUUAAAGGAGGAGUUAAGUUUGGAACCCACAGGCUUUGCAAUGUGGAAACAAUACAGUGGUACGAUAUUGUCAACACUGACAGCAAACCCGUCAUGGAGCUCCCAAUGGCCAGCAACAAUCCAAGUUGUCAAAAAUGCGACUCGAGCUGCUUCAAUGGUUCGUGCUGGGCACCUGGUCCUCAAAACUGUCAGACAUUAACAAAGCUGAACUGUGCACAGCAGUGUUCCGGGAGAUGCAAAGGGCCUUCUCCCAGCGACUGCUGUAAUGAGCACUGUGCUGCAGGCUGCACAGGACCACGGCCCACCGACUGUUUGGCCUGUCGGGACUUCCAGGACGAUGGGGUGUGUAAAGACUCCUGUCCGGGCCUCAUGCGCUACGACCCAAACCUGCACCAGCUUGUACCCAACCCACAUGGGAAGUACAACUUCGGGGCCACCUGUGUCAAGAGCUGCCCACAUAACUAUGUUGUGACUGAUCAUGGAGCGUGUGUGAGGACAUGCAGUGAGAACACGUACGAGGUGGACGAGGGAGGAAUCAGAAAGUGUGCCAAGUGUGAUGGACUGUGCCCAAAAGUGUGUAAUGGACUCGGCACAGGAAACCUGACUCACACCUUGUCUAUCAAUGCCACCAACAUUGAAUCUUUUAGAAACUGCACGAAAAUCAACGGUAACAUAGGUAUCAUCCACACAUCGAUUCAUGGGGAUACAUAUACUAGAACGCCAAAGAUGGAGCCUGCCCAACUUGAUGUGUUCAAGACAGUUAAGGAAAUUACUGGAUACUUGUGGAUUCAAACGUGGCCAGAGAGCAUGAGCUCACUCAGUCCUUUUGAGAAUCUGGAGAUCAUCCGAGGACGAACCAAGCGAGGAAGCCGCAGUGUGGUUGUGGCUCAGCUCAGGAUCACCUCCCUGGGCCUUCACUCCCUCAAAGAAAUCAGCGAUGGGGACGUGGUGAUCAUUAAGAAUCAGAACCUGUGCUACACCGACAAAAGCCACUGGAAGAGGCUCUUCAAAUCAGAAAGCCAGAGUGCUACAGUAGAGGAAAAUGCUGAUGUUGCCUCAUGUGCUCUGCAGAACAACACUUGUGACAGGAAGUGCACCAUGGAUGGCUGCUGGGGCCCCGGCCCUGACAUGUGUUUGGCCUGCCGUGACUACAGCCGUCAUGGGAGCUGUGUUGACUCCUGCAACAUCCUGGAAGGAGAGUCGCGGGAGGCCGUCGUGAAUACAACCUGCAUGCAGUGUCACCCCGAGUGUCAACACAUGAAUGGGACUAUAACCUGCAGCGCACCUGGUGCUGGAAACUGUACAAAGUGUGCCAACUUCCAGGAUGGACUGUUCUGUGUGUCUCGAUGUCCUCAAGGCGUGCCGGGGGAGGACGACACGCUGGUGUGGAAAUACGCCGAUGAGAUGAAAGUGUGCCAGCUGUGCCACAAAAACUGCACUCAAGGGUGUACUGGGCCUGGUCUCGAAGGCUGCCAGAAUAAAAGCUCUUCUGGUCUGUCCAUGAUUGCGGCUGGUGUAGUCGGCGGACUGCUGGCUGUUCUUAUUGCGGGCCUCUCUGUGUUUGUGUUGCUACGCCGACGCCACAUCAAGAGGAAGAGAACCAUGCGCAGACUCCUCCAGGAGAGAGAGUUGGUUGAACCUUUGACUCCAAGUGGGGAGGCACCAAACCAGGCUCUGCUACGGAUCCUGAAGGAACCUGAAUUUAAGAAAAUCAAAGUGCUGGGAUCAGGAGCUUUUGGUACAGUUUACAAGGGCCUGUGGGUUCCAGAGGGAGAGGAUGUGAAGAUCCCAGUGGCCAUCAAGGUUUUGAGAGAGGCCACAUCACCCAAAGCAAACAAAGAGAUCUUGGAUGAGGCUUACGUAAUGGCCAGUGUGGAACACCCCCAUGUGUGUCGCCUGCUCGGCAUCUGCCUGACUUCCACAGUGCAGCUGGUCACCCAGCUGAUGCCCUACGGCUGCCUGCUGGACUACGUCAGAGAGAACAAGGACAACAUCGGCUCGCAGUACCUGCUCAACUGGUGUGUGCAGAUAGCCAAGGGCAUGAACUACCUGGAGGAGCGCCACCUGGUACACCGUGACUUGGCAGCGAGAAAUGUCCUGGUAAAGAAUCCUCAACAUGUCAAGAUCACAGACUUUGGUCUGGCCAAACUCCUCAACGCAGAUGAGAAAGAAUAUCAUGCAGAUGGUGGAAAGGUGCCAAUAAAGUGGAUGGCUCUUGAGUCUAUCCUGAACAGAACCUACACACACCAGAGUGACGUUUGGAGUUAUGGUGUAACAGUUUGGGAACUGAUGACAUUUGGGACUAAACCAUAUGAUGGGAUCCCAGCCAGUGAGAUAGCUGGAGUCCUGGAGAAAGGGGAGCGACUGCCUCAACCACCAAUCUGUACCAUAGAUGUCUACAUGAUCAUGGUGAAAUGCUGGAUGAUUGAUGCAGAUAGCCGACCUCGCUUCCGUGAACUAAUAGCUGAGUUUACGAAGAUGGCUCGGGAUCCUUCCCGUUAUUUGGUCAUUCAGGGUGAUGACGCGAUGCACCUGCAGAGUCCCUCAGACACCAAACUGUUCCGCAGUCUGAUCAGUGUGGAGGACAUGGAGGACGCGGUGGAUGCAGACGAGUACCUGGUGCCACAACACGGUUUCUUCAGCAGCCCGAGCACCUCCCAAACCCCGCUGCUUCACUCUACAAGCCUCAGCAGUAGCAUUGGAACAUUCAGCAGCAGAAAUGGCUUAUUGAGCGGAAUACCAAGCAAAGAUGGAAGCUUUCUUCUCCGUUAUGUUCCUGACCCCACCAACACACUUUUAGAUGACGCCUUCCAGCCAUCUCCAGACUAUAUGAACCAGAACGGACUCUCUGAUUUGAUGAAUCCCAUCUACCAGCAGCCUGGUCCCCCGCGCACCAUCCUUCCCACCAUCUCUUCAGAUGACACGGAGACAGAGUACCUGAACUGCUUUAAAAACGGGGCCAACGGACCCGAGUACCUCAACGAGUUCCCGUCCCCCGCCAUCCUCCCACUCACGUCCAAUGGAAAGGUCCACAGCAUUCAGAAAUGCCAGCUCCAAAAUAGCAUAGACAACCCUGACUACCAACAGGAUUUCACUUCCCACUUCAAGACCCACACAAAUGGACACAUCCCAGCAGCGGAGAAUUCAGAGUACCUGGGCCCAGACUGAGGACUUAGUGGAUACAGACCAAAAAUCUGAGACUGAUUUCUGCUCCACUGAGAAAAUGCAUUGAUGUCUUGGCUAUGAAAGCAUAGUUAAGUGGUACCAUCAGUUAUUAUAUAAUUUGUAUCCUGUCUUAGGGAGUCAAGUGACAUUUAAUGCAGCUUCCUGUGUUGUUUGCAUGCAGAAACCCCUCUCAUUCCCAAAGAACUGUUUUUACCUUACCUCCAAACUACAAAUGACUCUUUCUCGAUGAAAGCUUGACUGAAGCUGACACAUACAUGACUCAGUUGACCUGAGAAUUGCUGGACUAGAUAAAUAUGUGUUGCAAUCCCGGUCAGAAAGUGAACGUCUAUCCUGGAAAAAAGACUGCUACUAAAAGGAUGUAAAUUCCUCCAAUUUUUUGAGGAAGCAGAAACUCUUGCCAUGAACAGAAACUGGCAGCUCAAGCCAAAACGCAACGAGGUACAUGUGUUGUAGAACCACAAGUCGGAUACACAGUCAGUGAACGGUAUUGAUAUGUUGGAGUUUAAACACACAGUGGUGCGUUCACUGGACGCUGCUGUGAAGCCUCAGAACAUUUUGCUCUAAGUCAACAUGAUAAAAGGGAGGUUUGGGGAGUAAACGGUGGCUUGACUGUCGAAGUCCUCAGAGACCUGACGACACUCAUCCUGAAGGAUGAGUCAAUGCGGAAGCAUAGCGUUCCAAUGUAUAGAAUGUAUAGUCAAAGUAAAGGGGAGAACUGUUGAAUUGUAACAUUUAAAUAUGUUACCUUUAUGUUCUAAGACGGUUCUGGUUGCUGUGUGUCUUAAACUGAAAGACGAGUUUCCUGUAUCCCCUGGUGAUAUCACAACUUAACUAUGUAGAGAAUGUAAUGGUAAAUAAAUGUGAUUGUGGUCAUAUUCUGAAAACUUGCAGCCAUGCUGUAGCAUUAUGCAUACUUAUGUGGACCUAGAAAGUUAGCUAAACUCUGAGCUUUAUAUCAGAAUGGCACAUUAGUGUACCCAGGAAGCGUUUUCACUGUUUACUUUUCACAGAUGGUAUCUUUUGUAACACUGAUGGCACUCACAGCUCAUCUGCUUUUUUACUGAUCAACGCUCAAUAUGAGCAAAACUGAAAAGCUGCAAAACAGUAGAGGGAUUAAAACUGUCACUUCGUAAUGCGCCUGAAUAAAGUUUUCAUGAUUUCUAUGUUUUUUCACUUGUAAAAAUGCUGGUUGAACUGUCUUAGGUCAUGUAAGUAACUUGUUUGGAGUUUUAGAUUGGAAGAAGACUAUAUAGACAAAAGUACUGGGACACCUGACCAUUACAACAACAGGGACUUUAAUGGCAUCACAUUCUAAAUAGAUAAACUGCUUUGCAGCUGUAACAGCUUCCACCAUUCUGGGAAUUUUCUUCCACAAGAUUUUAGAGUGUUUCUGUGGGGAAUUUUUGUCCAUUCAUGCAGAAGAGGAUUUGUGAGGUCAGCCACUGAUAUUGGACAAAAGGGCCAACCCCUGAAAAACAGCCCCAUAAAGAGGUGUGUCUUGAUACUUUUGUCUAUAUAAUGUAGUUUCCCCCCCCCGUAAACAUGAAUUGUUUUAUUUGAAUGGCUCUAUAUCAAGUCACAAACCAGGAAUGUGCUGAUGUCUGUGGUCUAAUGUGUCUGUAUUAUUAGCUGUAGACAUUUCCUUGUUUUUGUGUCGUUUUUUUGUUGUUGUUUUUUUUAAAGCUAAAGUGUAGUCUGUUGUUUCACACGGGGUUGACAUCAUAUCUGCGAAUCUGCUCCUAGCUUUAAAGUCUUGCACUCUUUCAAGAGCAUUAACUUUUCCAAUAUUAUUCCUAGUUUUAAGUGAACAUACUAUUGUAGCAACCUGUACGACUACUUUUGCAGAUUUUACACAGGUACAUGUACAGAAAACAGUGAUUAUGCUGCAACAUAUUCCAAAAUAGUCACCUAUAAUUUAUACUCAAUACACAGUUUUGUCACAUCAUAUGUGAACAUGCACUUAAUCCUGAAUUGUGAUUAUUUCAUUCAGAAGUGAAAAUGAAUAAAUCUUUUUUUUUUCUACAGACAAA
This is a messenger RNA of Scatophagus argus, 5856 nucleotides long. RefSeq names its product epidermal growth factor receptor a (erythroblastic leukemia viral (v-erb-b) oncogene homolog, avian) (gene egfra). Gene Ontology annotation, cellular component: basal plasma membrane; signaling receptor complex. Lineage: Eukaryota; Metazoa; Chordata; Actinopteri; Scatophagidae. The coding region runs from base 218 to 3808 and encodes 1196 amino acids. The record is from RefSeq and is a predicted model, not a curated record. Gene Ontology annotation, molecular function: epidermal growth factor receptor activity; ATP binding; epidermal growth factor binding. The transcript is spliced from 28 exons. Gene Ontology annotation, biological process: cell surface receptor protein tyrosine kinase signaling pathway; protein phosphorylation; cell differentiation.